UGCGCGCGCGCGCGCGCGCUAGUGUGUGGUGGCUUGGCUGCACUGCAGUGCUCCACAGAUUUGGGAAGGUCGGAUCUACGGUGUGACGUCAGAAGGAGAAGCGGCCAUUAGGGCUCUGAAACAGCGCGCGGAUAAAAGCCUCAGCAUCACCGCACAGUCCGGAACAGACACGAUGCACAGGAUAACGGGCUGAUCCCGUCCCUGUUACUGCAGCAGCCGGACUGAACCAUGCCGCUACAAGCCAGGAGGUAGCUAAAGGACAGGAGAGAAGAGGAGAAGGGGUUUGGGACAGGACCCCAACAAGGGGCCGGAGAUCUUUAGUGGACACGCUCAGGACGCACAGGACGCACAGGACCGUCUCCAAUCCCAUGAACAGUCUGAAAUCUAAAGUCAUUAAAAGUGCAGCCUUUUUUUUUUUCCCCCAAGAGAGACGAUUUCAACAAACUGCGGCUGGGUUUCUUUCUGAAUGUUCAUCUGCAGCACGCAGCUGAGAAAUGGGAGCUUUAACCAGCAGACAGAAUGCUGGAGUGGAGGAGGUGGACAUCCCAUCCAACUCUGUGUACAGAUAUCCACCCAAAAGCGGAAGCUACUUUGCCAGCCAUUUCAUCAUGGGAGGAGAAAAGUUUGAUUCCACCCAUCCUGAGGGCUACUUGUUUGGCGAGAACACAGAUCUUAACUUCCUGGGAAACAGACCAGUUACAUUCCCGUAUAUUGCCCCACCACCUCAUGAGCCAGUUAAGACCCUCCGAAGUCUCGUCAACAUUCGAAAAGAUACUCUCCGGCUGGUCAGAUGUACCGAAGACAUGAAGUUGCCUGUGCAUGAAGCCGGAAAGAGUUGUAGUUGCUACAACAUCGAGUUUACCUUCGAUGCUGAUACACAAGUCGCCAUCACUAUUUACUACCAAGCUGUUGAGGAAUUCCACAAUGGUGUGCCAGUAUACCUGCCGCAGGACAGCUCUCUGAAAUCAGAGACGGUGCAUUUUAAGAGAGGCGUCUGCCAGCAGUUCUGCUUGCCCUCGCAUUCUGUCAACUUGUCCGAGUGGUCAGACGAGGAGCUUUUAUUUGACAUGGAUAAAGAAGUUUUCCCUAUGGUGGUUCAGGCGGUGGUGGAUGAAGGAGACGAGCAUUUUGGACACACGCACAUUCUUCUGGCCACAUUCGAGAAGCACAUGGAUGGCAGCUACUGUGUAAAACCAAUGAAGCAGAAGCAAGUGGUGGAUGGUGUUAGUUACCUACUUCAGGAGAUUUAUGGCAUAGAAAACAAAUACAACAGUCAGGAAUCCAAAGUGGCUGAAGACGAGAUCAGCGACAACAGCGCGGAGUGUGUGGUGUGUCUAUCAGAUGUCCGUGACACACUCAUCCUCCCCUGCAGACACCUGUGCUUGUGUAACGCCUGCGCAGACACUCUGCGCUACCAAGCCAACUGCUGCCCGAUUUGCCGUCUGCCGUUUCGAGCGCUGCUGCAGAUCCGAGCCUUGAGGAGGAAGAUAAGCCCUGUCUCCACUACCGGCUACAAUCCAGCCAUCACGUCCCAGUCCUCGGACUCUGAGGAGCAUUCGGCGGCUGAACACAUUCCCCAGGGUUUCGAGGCCGUGUCUCUUUUAGAGGCACUUAAUGGCCCACUGAACCCGUCACCCUGCACUCCUGCACUGCACGGCCUGACAAAAGCUCACAUCUCAGGCAUUCUGCCUGCGUACGGCACUGCGAGUCAUCACACGGCCACACACUCUCUGUCUCACUUAGAACACUCUGUCACCUCCAGCCAAGGCCUCAAGGUCAAGAAGAGCAGCUCUAAGUCUCUCUCCCAGAAUUCCCAGAACUCCUCUGUGCUCCCUGAGGAGGAGGAUGAGAAGUCAUGCAGUGAAUCAGAAGCUCAGGUGUGCAGGAGGAAACUGCCUGUGGAUCAGCAAGAGUGUGGUAUAACACCAGAGAGUGACAAUUUCACCCUGUCCUCGUGUGGCGCUAUAGAGCAGUCUUCCUGUAGCGGCACCCCUCUGUCCUCCACCAUUACCUCACCUGAAGACCCAGUGAGCAGCAGUUUGGCUCAGUCUGUCAUGUCCAUGGCUUCUUCACAGAGUCAGAAUUCACGCAUCAGCACAGACACUCUCUCUUCCAUGUCUGGCUCCUACCUGCCGGGGGUUGAGGGGGACGUACGCCACCAGAACACCCCCGAGAGCCGGCCAGCUUCCCAGCAAGAGAGCGAGAAAACCCCCAGUGAGUCACAUGACCACAGAUUCAUGGUAGCAGUGGUCGAAGAGCAGGAUUCGGAGGGAAACGAUGUCACUGAGGAGGACUGUGCGUCUCCUACUAAAGACCAGGGUGGGCGCAGGAGGAGUGAGGUGCCUUGUCCAGAGUUUGACAAUAACAAUCAGGGGCGGUCUGACACCCACUGUGUGACAGGCCUGGACAAUGAACAGGCUCCUGAUGGCCAAUUCGCCGAUCUGCUCUACCUGGAAGCCACUUGGCGUUCCCAUGAGUCCCUGCUUCAGCAUGCCUCUAACAGCAACAUCAAUCUGGAUGAGCAGAGCGUCACCAACAUUGGGACGAGCCCGAAAAACACACCAAAAACACGCCACGGACCUCUAGCUGUGUAAACGGAAUUCCUCCAGCGUCCGACUAUAAUAGCGACUCCACGUCUCGCCGUCUGAUUUUAAAAGCAGGACAAUUCGUUUCUCAGAUCUCAAAAAAGAGUAGGAUUCAGCGGCGGCUUUCUCUCUCAGCCUUCACUCCGUUGCUUCUUUACCGAUGUAUGUGGAGAAACACUCAUGAUGAACAGACCGGUGGACGUCUGACUCAAAUACGAGCUUCCGGUUAAGUAUUAAUUAGAAGUGUAUUCAUUUAAACCACAGGAACUCGGGCACUUUAGGCACAUUUCCACCUGAGGAAGCUAGAGCGACUGAAUUCCUGGGCUGGACUUUAGUUCCAAGAACCUUUUAUAGUUCCUUGAACUAACUAACUAAAGAGACUUAGAAGACUAAAAUCUACAUACUGAACAUUUUUUUUCUUUAUUUCCAGUUGCCUGCUACACCACACACCAUACAAUAUUUUCCUGCCAUGGAUACGGUCAGUUUUCGUUUUUUAUUUUUUUGUUUGUUUUGUUUUUCCAGCCCAGAAAUAAGCUCCGCCCUCAGCUGCAACAGAGCUGCUCAGGUAUUACCCUCCCUUUUCCUUCAAAAAAAACAAACAAACAAACAAACAAAGAAAACUAAACUUAACAUAUUUUCUGUCUCAUUGUAAAAGCGAUUCACCUUUCAUGUAGCGGUAGCCUGUUAAAAAAUUACAAACUGCCGCUUUAAUGCUUAAUUCCAUUGUUAUUUCUGUAGUACGGUGGAAAUGUGUCUAUUGUUACGUGUGCUGGUUUUCAGUCCAAGCACCUGGAGUCUAAAUCACAUUUAAAAAAAAAACAAAAAACAAAAACACAUAAAAGUGAAUUAACUAACCGCUUGCAUGCACGACUAAUCCUUUCAUGAUCCACUUUGCACUCCUGAAGAUUCAGUGUUUGAAUGUCAGAAUCAACAUGUUGCACUUCCUGUAUCCCUGGGCCAGGUGAAGCAAACCGAAGGCAGAUUUUACAAGCCGGUUCGCCUGCUUGUUCCUGUAAGAACUUUAUGGACUUUAGAGCAAUAACACCUCCUCACUGAGCUGCUCUUACCAUCGUGCAUGUUAACAAAGCCACAAAAUCACCUAAAGCUCCAAAGCUGCCUCGCCUUGAAGUCUUCAUCUGACCGUGCUGAUGGAAGAAAUCUGCCACCACCAUCAUAUAUCACACAGAUAACGCUUUUAAUAUCACGAAGGCACGAUCGUUUGGAACUUUCAGGAAGGCUACACCUUACAUUUUACACAUUACAGGGAGCAGAUUUAAAAAAAAAAGAUACGUACGAGGGUUUGCCGAGAAAAAGUGCCAUGACUUUGGCAUGCCGAGUCAUAUAAUGUGUUUUUAUUAUUAUUAUUAUUUUUUAUCAUUCCACAUGACAACGAGUGCACUGUAGUUGAUUAGAUCCUUGCAAAAUGUUUACUGAUUUUACUGGAAAAUUAAAAAAAAACUUGCGUUUCAGUCUCACCAAAUGACCCGUACUGUAACCAAAUAUCAGUGAUAUAUAUGCACUUCCUAACAUUCUAAAAGUGCUCAUCAGUGUCAUGUAGGUGGCGCUAGAUAACUGUUUCGUCCACGUUUACAUUAACGAAUGCGGUCUUUCUUUGUUCCGCAAACUUGGCAUGAAAGUCUAAUCGCUCUAACCAGAUUUCCUCAGAGUUUUCUGGUAAGCUUUCUAAAACAAAAUUAAAAGUAAACUAACAGUGUCUCGUUUAUUUGUAUCAGUUGAAGAGAAACGAUCUGUUCUGAUUCAGAAAAAUGCCUUUGUGUUCGGUUACAUCCCUACAUCACCAGCAUGUCAGGAAAACCGAUACUAAACUGAAUCUGUCCUUGUCACUCAGGGAUACAUUUAAUAUCUAUGGAUAUUAAAUGUAUCACUAAAAGGCUUUAAUGUAAUAAUAAUUAAUGGUGCUUGCAAAUGGUCUUGCUAUCUUGCAUACGGAUUGUUCUUCUUCCGGACAAAACUUGGUGUGUAACUUGUCCCGCAGCUUUUGUCUUAGACCCAUGAAUGAGGUGUCAAAUCGACCGGCUCAUUGAGGAGAGCUGUGCUAUGACUUUUAUAAGCGAUCC
This is a messenger RNA of Tachysurus fulvidraco (yellow catfish), 4663 nucleotides long. RefSeq names its product ring finger protein 157 (gene rnf157). Gene Ontology annotation, cellular component: cytoplasm. The record is from RefSeq and is a predicted model, not a curated record. The transcript has 19 exons. Gene Ontology annotation, molecular function: ubiquitin protein ligase activity. The coding region runs from base 495 to 2594 and encodes 699 amino acids. NCBI's taxonomy places the organism in Eukaryota, Metazoa, Chordata, Actinopteri, Siluriformes, Bagridae. Gene Ontology annotation, biological process: protein ubiquitination.